Molecule: messenger RNA, 1029 nt
Organism: Galendromus occidentalis (western predatory mite)
Lineage: Eukaryota; Metazoa; Arthropoda; Arachnida; Mesostigmata; Phytoseiidae
Gene: pip
Product: heparan sulfate 2-O-sulfotransferase pipe
Exons: 6
Coding region: 1-933 (310 amino acids)
Cellular component (GO): membrane
Molecular function (GO): sulfotransferase activity
Source: RefSeq, a predicted model, not a curated record
AUGGGCCUCAUCGCCUCCGGAGUCGCGAUGGUCCUUCUGUACGAUUGCUUAGUGGAAGCAAACACGUCAAAUUAUCGCACGGUGCCGUGGUCAGACGACGGAAUCGAUGGGAGCGAAAUUCUCAAUCAGAGUUUGCCUCCCCUCGCGAUAGACUCAUCCAGACUCUACUUCAAUCGGAUUCCUAAGGCAGCGAGUACUUCAAUGCUCAAUAUACUCCACGCACUCUCGGCCAAGAACAACUUCACGCACAAGUCUUCCUCGGUUUACAACAUGCGAAUAUUGACUUCGGAGCAGCAAAAUGAGCUCGCGGCCAGUGUCGUUGAAAGCGAGGCUCCAGUCACUUUCGAUCGUCAUGUCCACUUCGUGAACUUUAACUCACUCGGCUUCGAUUCACCUAUCUUCAUCAACAUGGUCCGCGAUCCCGUUGAACGCAUCAUCUCUGACUACUACUAUCGUCGGUCAGUUGCGAGGAAGCACAUUGACAGCUAUGCUGUGACUCCCAGCAAAUUUUGGCUCGAAAAGUCACUCGAAGAGUGCAUUCGGAGAUCCGAUGACGAGUGUCAGUACAUGACGGGAUAUUUACAAGUUGGUCACAUGGUUCCCUACUUCUGCGGGCAUCACCAGAAAUGCAUGGUUGUCAAUGACGAAUGGGCGCUUGAGCAAGCGAAGAAAAAUAUCGAGCGGUACUACGACGUCGUGGGACUAGUCGAAAUGUUGGCGGAAACGAUCGCGGUCCUCGAAAAGCGUUUGCCGCAGUUUUUCUCAGGUGCCAGCGAGAUUCUCACCCGAAUCGGUCCUCACAACGUCAACCUGGAGAAGCCCAGCGUCGACGCCGCCGCUCGAAAUGAACUCAAGCAGAAUCUGACGAACGAUAUGAUCUUGUACAACUUUAUCAGGGACCGCUUGUUAAGACAAAUCGCAGAGCUCGAGUGAAGGAUUCUUCUCCGCGCCCUCCCCGCCUCGCAGAAUCGCGAUUAUCAUAUUUAAGCUACAGUCGAGACGAAUAAAGAACGGAAUGUUAUCGCUGUU